CGCUGCGCGCGCACACGUGACGUGCACAUGUGCAUUUUAUUUUCGACGGAGACAUUAUUUCGGAAACACAUCUGCUAUUAAAUUGAUAUUACCAACAAAAUAUGGGAGGUUCGAAAUCACAAAGGAGAAAGCGAGGCAAGAAUAGGAGUACGAACUCAAGAAAACAUGGAACUGGGGAAGGAUCUUCGAUGAGCAGGCGGGAGCUUCAGGAUAUGGUGGAGCAGAGACGGCAGCAGAAGAAAGCAGUGAAAAAAACCUCCAGCAAAUUCAAUAUCGACCAACUUCUUGAGAAGGUAGAGGAAUACCUGGAUACUUUUGAGUAUGAAAUGGCACAGAAGUUUUGCCAGAGGGCGCUAGAGAUGGAACCUGACAACGUGAGAGUGCUGGAGCUCUCAGGAAACCUGCUGGCAGAGCUCGGGGAUACGGAUGGAGCAAGAAAGUGCUUUGGUCGUGCAAUAACAGUGUGUCCUGAAGAGGGUUUCUCCAAGUACAUGUACAUGGGGCAGCUUCACGAAGGAUUGGAAGGGCUUCAGUUCUUCCAGAAAGGUGUUGAGCUCAUGAUCAAGGAAAGGGACGGUAAUCAGGAAGAAACACAAGGGGCUUCAAGUUCAUUAGAAAAUGGUUCUUCAAAUGUUUCCAAUGCUGAUAUAUCCAAAGCUUAUUGUUCAAUAGCUGAAAUCUUCCUAACAGAUGCAUGCUUUGAAGAAGAUUCGGAUGAGAGAUGCAAGGCAGCAAUCGAUCAGGCCGUCAACGAAGACCCUCACAACCCGGAAGCGUAUCAACUCCUAGCUAGCUACUGGCUUAGUAAAGAUAAUAAAGAGGAAGCCAUGUCAUCAAUGAAGAAGAGUUUAUCACUAUGGCAACAUAUGGAAGGAGAUGGAGAAGGAGGCGGGGCUAAAGACGAUGGCAUGGUAGCUGAACCCGUCUUGAGUUAUGAAAACAGAAUAGGAGCCGCAAAGAUUCUUAUGGAGCUGGAAAUGUGGGAUGAAUCAGAGAGUAUUCUUCAUACGCUUAUAGAAGAGGAUGAUGAAGUAGUCCAAGUCUGGUAUAUGUUAGGCCUGGUCCAGUUUGAGCGAGGAUCAGAUGAAUGUAAACCACCAGCAAGAUACUACCUUCAUAAAGCAAAGAAACUCUACUGUGCAUUAAGCUGUGAUGACGAACAGGUCUUAGUCCACAUCGACGAGCUCCUUUCAUCAUUAGGACCAGGAGAGGGGGAUCAGGAAGACUGGAUGGAAAGACAAAGAAAAGAAGAGGAAGAAGAGGAGGAUGAAGAUGAUGAAGACAUUGACAGCGAAGCUUCGUCAGAUGAGGAGGAAGACAUGGAACAUUGACAUAGACUUUUAUAAGAUUCAUGAUGGCUCGGACUUAAUAAGUUACUUACUUCCAAUGAUGCCUGUGGGACUAUCCCUGCUCUGUGAUUGCUGCACACUAUCAGUUUCCAGUAGUUGUAUGUAGCAAAAGAGGAUGUGGCUCAGACAGAAAAUAUUAUAACAUAAAAACCUGUAAUACAAUACAUUAUCGUCGCACGCACCACGAACUGUCCUCUCUGCGCACUUCGAUGCGAAAGUUACUUUUGCAGAAAACGCAUUUAA
Molecule: messenger RNA, 1592 nt
Organism: Lytechinus variegatus (green sea urchin)
Lineage: Eukaryota; Metazoa; Echinodermata; Echinoidea; Temnopleuroida; Toxopneustidae
Product: probable assembly chaperone of rpl4
Exons: 9
Coding region: 102-1331 (409 amino acids)
Biological process (GO): cell division
Molecular function (GO): protein binding
Source: RefSeq, a predicted model, not a curated record